Molecule: messenger RNA, 387 nt
Organism: Agrilus planipennis (emerald ash borer)
Lineage: Eukaryota; Metazoa; Arthropoda; Insecta; Coleoptera; Buprestidae
Exons: 1
Coding region: 1-387 (128 amino acids)
Source: RefSeq, a predicted model, not a curated record
AUGAAACGCAACAAAAUAACUCUCAGCGAAGCAGCGAAGUCGGUUCUAGUCAAAGGAAAAAAUUUUACGAUUAGUCCGAAAACAAUACCUACGGAAGAAAUCAUAGCCUACGUGGAGGGAUCGCUCCGACAACUAAAUCCGCCUGAAGCCGAGGAAGUACGACAAGACGUCUGCAAAAUACUAAGGAAAGCUAAAAUUCCAAAAAGCAACAUCUCAAAAGAAGAACGUGCAGCACUUCGGGAAUUACGAGCAAUGAAAGAGAUAAAAAUAGUUCCAGUUUACAAAGGAAACUCGACAGUUAUCAUGGAUACAAUGGAAUAUGAGAAUAAGCUGAGGAGUUUGUUAACAUCAGACACGAGAUAUUGCCACGAAAUCCAACAUCAGUAA